CUAAAUCUACAGUGAUAAUGAUAAUGAUAAUCCAGAGUAAAAAAAACAGCAACGCUACUUGUCAAAGUGAACAAUCAGAAAUACUCUUAGGCCAGUGACAUUUAAUUCUGUCAACAAACAGCAAAACAGUUCGUCCCAACUCUUGCAAUAAAAUAAUUUAUUUAAAAUAAAAAUGUUAACAAUAACACUGUUGUCUAACGUUAACCUUAAACUCUAAUUAUUUAUUUAUAAAUAAAUAUCAGGUGAAUUGUUUGCUGACAGUUUAAAUUAAUAUUUAUUAUAAAUUUUUAAUGACAUGGUGUCUUGUGACGAAACUAGAAUAGAAUUGGUACCGAUUAUUAAGGAAAAUAAUAACAGAAAUGGUUGUAAAGAAGAAACUGUCACAUUUGUUGAACAAUACGUGAAAGAUGUCAGAGAUUUUAGUUCGCAGUAUGGUAGUAAUAUAAGUAUUUCAUAUACAGCUUAUAAUAUUGCUGGUAAUCCAAGUAAAUUUCCUGACUAUGGUGAUUAUCCGCAAGCUUUUGUUAUGAGGACUUAUGGAAACUGGUGGGAAGAAGCACCAUCACGAUUGAUUGAUUUUAUGCCCCAGAAUAAUGAACCUAUUGAUAGUCAUGACUACAUUGAUAUCGAGUAUCACAAAGAAGUCUAUCCAAUCAGGGUGUCAAUUUACGAGACUUACAAUCCUGGAAGUGUCAUAAAAAUAUGGGCGCGAGAUUCGUACGGUCAGUGGCUGCUGCUGUGGAGCGGGUUGCCGCAGAAAGUGUCUCCCAAGCCGCGAAUAUUUUCCCCGGCGCUGAAACUCUGUAAUUUCAAAACGAAAAUAUUGAGACUGGAAUUCAACCACUCGCUGCUGGACUACUACACGGAACUGGACGCUGUGCUACUGAUCGGUACUACUGAGCUCAUUCUCCCGCAUGUUGGUUUCAAAAACCGUAAUCUCAGUGCGUUAUUGAAACAAUUAGGCGGUAAUUGCAGUAACAGUAAUGAGGACUUGUGCAAUUUGACGCCGGAUCACACUAAAGCCCACUGUGAUUUGUUGAAACUUAAAAAUACUCUUCACAAGCAUUGCGUUUUAUACAAAAGUAAAAUAAUUGAUAAGUUACCAAAAGGUACAUUAUUGUCGAAAUUAGGAUUAAAUUGUCACUGCAUACCGCCAAUUGAAGAAGCUUUCAAUAGUUUACAACAAUUUUUACAAGAAGAUUUUCCAAAAUUAAUUAAGGACAUUAAUGUCUCUUCCCAAUCUUUAUCCGUCCAUGCUGAUAAUUUUAAUUCUAAUAGUUCUGAUGUCUGUGGAAAUUUUUCAGUACUUCCGGAUGAAACGGUACUAAAAAUACUAAAAAAUUUGGACUUGAAGUCAUUGUGCCGAAUUUGCAGGGUGAAUAAAUAUUUCAAUGUGAUUGCGCGGGACUCAUUACUUUACACGAGUUUAAAUCUCAAGCCAUAUUGGAAUUGUAUUGAUACCAGUGCACUUAAUUUUAUCACACCGCGAUGUAAAUAUUUACAGCGGCUUGAUCUGUCGUGGUGCGGCAACUACGACUCAAUAACGUCGCAUAAUUUCAUUGACUUCAUAAAUUCAUGCGGCAGUUUAUUGACCCACUUGAGACUUAAUUGCUGUCGUUUUGUAAACGAUCAUGUUGUGAGUGAAAUUUCUCACGUCUGUAAAAAUUUGAAAGAAUUAUGUUUGCGGAAUUGUACAUCAGUUACAACCCAAGGAUUCGGUAAUUUAGAUAAACUACAAAAUCUAGAGCGACUGGAGUUGUACAGAACGUCAAUAGAAACCGGGGAGUUGUGUUCGAUAUUAAAAAAUAAUACUCAACUACGUCAUUUAAAUUUAGCUGGAGUGAAUGACCGUUUAAAUAUGGACGAGGUCGCAUUGGAAUUGUCCAACUCGUGUAAUUAUUUAGAGAGUAUUGAUUGUUGGAAAGUACAAACUCUAACUCCGAUAGGCGUACGCGCCCUUACCCGUUGUACGAAACUACGGGAAGUUGAUUUCGGGUGGUGCGGGGGAAUGGGAGCUCCUGGGGAUUCUCUGCGCACUUUUCUUACAUGCUGCACAUCUUUGGAAAAAGUAUUUCUCUCAGCGCUAAGAGGUCUGACUGACCGAGACAUCGAACCUCUGCUACUGUGCCAGCGUCUCCAGCAGCUGGACAUUCUGGGCGCUCGGUCACUCACUUCCGAUAUUUGCUUACGUUUCUUGCUGUGCUGCCCCCAGCUCCGUAUGAUGGACCUGAGCUUCUGCGAUGCCAUCAGUGAUACUAAAGUCCAGGAGUGGCGCCAACUUUAUCCCCACGUAUCAAUAAAACGCAGCUUCCAAGUCAGUUGUCGUGAUAUUCCGCGUAAUUAA
Messenger RNA from Microplitis mediator, 2344 nucleotides. It is a transcript of the gene Fbxl4, whose product is annotated as F-box/LRR-repeat protein 4. The transcript has 7 exons. The record is from RefSeq and is a predicted model, not a curated record. Gene Ontology annotation, biological process: SCF-dependent proteasomal ubiquitin-dependent protein catabolic process. Bases 296 to 2344 code for a protein of 682 amino acids. Gene Ontology annotation, cellular component: SCF ubiquitin ligase complex. Gene Ontology annotation, molecular function: protein binding. Lineage: Eukaryota; Metazoa; Arthropoda; Insecta; Hymenoptera; Braconidae.